Molecule: messenger RNA, 1248 nt
Organism: Tachyglossus aculeatus (Australian echidna)
Lineage: Eukaryota; Metazoa; Chordata; Mammalia; Monotremata; Tachyglossidae
Product: olfactory receptor 1571-like
Exons: 5
Coding region: 1-1248 (415 amino acids)
Biological process (GO): G protein-coupled receptor signaling pathway
Cellular component (GO): membrane
Molecular function (GO): G protein-coupled receptor activity; olfactory receptor activity
Source: RefSeq, a predicted model, not a curated record
AUGGUUGAAGUGUCAUUGUUCAUGAAGGGCAGAGAUAGCGACAAUAAAGACUCAUUGUUGACCAAAUCCCACACCACUAGCCAAGAGGGGCCAGGACAGAAACCAGAAGCUGAGUGUUUGUUUGUCUCUAACAAGGAGCUCAGGGAGCCAUGGCGUGUGGGUCCCAAGGGCCCAGAGACUCUUGAAAAUAGUCCUGCCAUGAGCCUCUUUCCCGUCCGCACUGCCCUCGAGUUCCCCAUCACAGAGUUCAUCCCCCGAGGGUACAGAGGAGGUGGACAGCUUAUGCAAAUUACAUUGCCCAACCGACCUCAAGACAACCUGCACAGGAGAACUUCAGCCUUCAUGUUACUACUCCGAUAUCGGGACUACAGCCUAUCUCAAAUCCACUCCUCGAUGGUGGAGCAGUGGCAGCUCCUCUUGGUGCUGUUCCUCUGGUUGUACCUUCUCGGCAUUGUGGGGAGCCAGCUCAUCGUCCUGGCCAUCGACUCUGACCCACACCUGCACACCCCCAUGUACUUCUUCCUCACCAACCUCUCCCUAGCCGACAUCUCCUUCCUGACCCACGACAAAUCCAUAUCCUACGCUGGCUGCCUGGCGCAAAUGUACUUCUUCAUUCUGUUUGGAGGUCUGGACCACUUUCUCCUCACUGGGAUGGCAUAUGACCGUUACGAGGCCAUAUGCCAGCCCCUCCACUACACCACCAUCAUGAGCCCACGGCUCUGUAGCCUAUUGGUUGCUGGAUCCUGGAUCGUCAGUUCCCUCCAUGCCCUGACACCCACCCUGUUAGUGGUUCGCUUAUCCUUCUGUUCCAAUCGUGAAAUUCUUCACUUCUUCUGUGAGCUUUACCAGAUCCUCAAGCUUUCCUGUUCUAGCGUCGUCAUCAAUGAACGAAUUCUGCUUGUCUUUGCAGUAGUGACUGGUGUAGGACCUAUAUUUGGCCUCCUGUUCUCUUACAUUCGCAUCAUCUCCACCAUAUUGAGAAUCCCAUCUGCAGGGGGAAGGUGGAAAGCUUUCAGCACCUGUGGCUCUCACCUGUCCGUGGUCUCCUUAUUCUACAACACCAUUCUUGGAACCUACCUUUGUCCAACAUCUACCCAAGCAUUCAGUAAGGGCUCGAUAGUAUCUGUGCUGUACACAGUGGUCAUCCCCACAAUGAAUCCCUUCAUCUAUAGCCUAAGGAACAAGAACAUGAAAGAGGCCCUGAGAAAUACAUUCAACAGGAAAAGUGUCUUCUUUCGAGGGUUCUGA